Molecule: messenger RNA, 10116 nt
Organism: Panthera uncia (snow leopard)
Lineage: Eukaryota; Metazoa; Chordata; Mammalia; Carnivora; Felidae
Gene: DCAF1
Product: DDB1 and CUL4 associated factor 1
Exons: 21
Coding region: 4930-9207 (1425 amino acids)
Biological process (GO): protein ubiquitination
Cellular component (GO): Cul4-RING E3 ubiquitin ligase complex; nucleus
Molecular function (GO): nuclear estrogen receptor binding; histone H2AT120 kinase activity
Source: RefSeq, a predicted model, not a curated record
AAUUCAUUUAAAAAGGAAAAAUUGGAGAGUAGGCGAACAUUUUUAUCUUGAAUGUGAAUUCUAAAUCCAUCUUUGUCUCACUACUUCUUGAAGCUCUUACAUUUCUUACUUUUCCUUUGAGGCUGUUAGUUCUUAUUCUCUUUCUUAGGUUCUUGUCUUGUCUGUGUUUCAAUCCUAGGGUUUUGUUAGUGGUUCUCUUUUCUCUUCACCCUGAAUAUUCUACCUAGUUUUGUUCCUGUCCAUGAUUUAAAACAUUAUUCCUAGGUUCAGUUUAAAAUCUCUAUUUCUGCUUCAGACUCCUCUUUUUAAAAAUUUCAGACCCUUUUCUCAGCUGCUUGGUGUACCCAUCUUUACCUGGCUAUUUGCAGACACCUGAAACAUACCAUGUCUACAAUAGAGCUUAUCAUAUUCAUCCUGCCUCCGCCUUCUUUCACAGUUUGUGCUUUUGUACUCCCUGCUUGCUGUACAUAGUUUCAAACUAAAAACCUGAAAACCAUCUCCCCAGUGUAUUCCUCUCUAGUACAGUUUAGCCCCCAAGCAGGAUUUCUGCUUUUUCUUCUUCUUCCCUAUUCCCCCUUACCACUUUGUUCAUUAGAUACUUAUCAUGUCUUGAUUGGCCUCUUAGGCAGUGUGAAUUUUCUCUCCAUAUCCAGUUUACCCUCCUCCAAUACAUCCUUCUAUUGGCUGAAAGAGUCCUCUUUCUAAACACAAAUCUGAUUUUUAUGUCUUUGAUUGUAAUUCUUCUCUGACUCCAUUUUUCCUACAGAAUAAAAUAUAAACUUUGUAGAGUAGUCUAGGAAGCCAUUUAUGAUUUGGCCCCCGCUUCCCUUUUCUGCCUCAUAGUAUUAGUCUCUUUCAGUAAGGAAUAGUAUGGUAUUUUCUAAUGUCUGUGUUCCUUUAGCCUGAAAUGCCUUUCUUUGGUAUGUCUGUCUGCCUGGCAAAAAAUCAGUUUUGAGAAUCAUGUCUGUAAAACCUUCUCUGACUUUGACAUUCCCAGGUAAGUUUGGGCACUCCUUUUUUUCUUUUUUAAUACUUCUGUCAUUCAUAUAUAUGUAUGCAUGUAUAUGCACAUAUACACACACAUAUAAAAUGUGGUAUAAUUCCCCUCAUUUUAACUCUAAUCACAUUGUACUAUAAUUCUUUUUUUUUUUUUUUUCAUGUGUCACUUUACUAAAUUGUAAUUUUUUUAAAGACAGGUACUACACCUUUUUUAUUGGUGUCUUCUUGGACAAUGACAUUUGUAUGCCUGGUACAUAGUAAUAACUAUGUGGGACAUAAUUUUACUAAAUGAUUGUAUUAAACAGGAGAAUGAAAAAUACAGGCUGGAGAGGGAUGCCCAUGGUUUUUCUAAAGAGGAGGUCACUGGAACAUGGGGAUCUUUAACAUCUAAUCUUUGAUACAGCAGAGAAAAAAGCCUUUUGUUUAUGCAAUGAUGUAUUCUAUAGGAAUAAAGAGAACUAUGAUCUUUUGAAAGUUUAAAUAGGGAUAAAUGCUUUGUUGCUGUUGAUACAUGGGGAACAUGUGAAAAGUGCAGUUUAUUUUUUUUUUAGGAACAGGAUUAUUGCUGACUGGUGGAAAGUGGAUUUUAAUUUGUAGGGACAUUGGAGAUUAAGAACUACUCAUCACAAGAUACUUGAAAUGCAGCCACAGUGAAUUAAAGAGUCUAAGUAUUGUGCAGUUAAAAUAUGAACUAUUGCUGUAACUAAAAGAAGAGAGUCAUAAAUAGGGAUAAUAAUGUUAGUGGUAGUUUCACCUAAUUGGAAAAAGUAUUUAUUGAGUACAUAUACUAAAGAUACUCAAUGUUUUAUUUUGAAGAAUAUUUCACAUUCAUGAUCAUAUUUGACCCUCUACGUAGUCACUGUGCUGUGAUAUUCAGUAGUGCAAAGCCUAGAGGGGCUCUGUCUUCAAGGAGAUCACCAUCUGGGGGGCAACUAGCAGAUACAAAACAAUGAGUAGUAGUACAAAUUAAUAUCUAAUGAAGUGUUAAAUUGGGCAGUAUGGUUCCUUAAUAUUGCAAUGGUUAUGAGUAUGGAAAGAAUGUUAAUGAGUCAGUUUCUUUUAUUCACUCAGCAAAUAUUUGAGGACCUUUUGUGUGUUGCAACUAUCAGACACUUCCCUGAACCUCAGUUUCCUCAUUUGUCACUAAAAGUAUCACUUAGAGCUGCAUUGUUAAAUGGCACCCUUCCUUGGAGCUGCUUGCAAAAGACAGCCAGACAGUGGAGACCUAAGCUUAGAAUUUUGGGUUUUAACUCCUAAUUCCUGUGGUAAAGGUUUUUUGGAAUAGGGAAUUGAAAGAUGAUGGAUAUAGCUUGAUGAGAAGCAGAGAAAGAAGGUUUUCUAGGAAAAGUGAAAAAUGUGACUAGAAAAAGCAUCGAGGGGAGAAGGAACUGGGGCAUUUUCUUUUUAAAUUUUUAUUUAUUUAUUUAUUUAUUUAUUUAUUUUUCCAAUAUAUGAAGUUUAUUGUCAAAUUGGUUUCCAUACAACACCCAGUGCUCAUCCCAAAAGGUGUGGGGCAUGUUUUUGUGGCAGUGAGGAAAGGGCCCUCUAUCAUAGUGAAGGGCGAAUAUAAGGUAGGAGUGGAAAAUAAAGUUACAUGGAGCAAGAUCUUUAAGGAUAUUCAACGUUAGACAGGUUUAAGAGCUAGUAGGAUGUGUUAAAAGUCCAGUAUUUUUGAAAUGGGCAAUUCCCGUCAUCCAAAUUGUGGGUGUGAUAGUUCACUGGAUAUUUCCUGAAGUUCUUUCACAUGUCUGUGGUCUCUUCUUUACCCCCACCUCAACUGACUGCAUGUUUUGGGUGUUUUGGUAUAUUCCAUGAACAGCAAAUGAAUUUCAGGCUUGCCUCUUCUUUUAUUUGCCACAACUUUCACUACUUUUCUGGCAAUUUUCCUAAGAAAAAUAUGUUUUUUUAUCUUAGACUUUUUAUUUACUAUUUAUGUUUUUUUAUUUAUUAUAGUCAAAUCUUUGACUUGAUUCUGUGAAAAGAGACUGGAAUUGGGCCAAGCUAUGUGAGCGUUACCCAAGUUCUACGGUUUGUUUUUUCAUAUCAUUGAGACAUGUACUGUACAGUACUCUGCUUGAUGGAUUCUUUACUUGCAAAACUAUCAUCUAUAUCACAUUAAAGAACUUGAGUACUACCUCCAUAAGACUCCUUCCUGCCCCAUCCCAGUCAAAUCUACCUUAAAUUGUUUUUCUGUUUGUUUUUUUUCGAUUCUUAGUUUUCAUUGUAACCACACUUAACUAGCUCUCACGUGUAAGGUUUUGUUCAAAGCAGAGUACAUAUAUUACCUUAAACCUCAAGGAAACUCUCUAAGGUAGGGACUAUUCCCCUCAUCUUACGGAUGAGGCACAGAAAGGUUAAAUAACUUGAUCAAAGUCACACACAGUGGAAAAGGUAUGAUUUGAACCUUAGCCAUCUGGCUCCAGAAUCCAUGUUUUUAAUUUCUGUGCUGUAUUGCUUAGUUUCAACUGAAGAUACUAGUAGAUCUUACGGUAUGUAAUUCUAAACAUUUUAUGUCACAGCCCUUUGUGGCAAAGAUAAUUCUCAGAGUUUAAAGGGAAGGGUAGAAAAAGUAGAAAUACUUUCGAGACUUACUGGGGAAAAAUAUACCAGAAUGGGCAAGAGUUUUUGCAGGUUGCUUAACUUUUAAGACUAGGAAGUAUGGUUUUGUAGACAUAAAGCAUAUAGGAGAGUUUGAGUUAGGACAGAGCAUGACAGAUACUGGAGAGUGUGAAAACCUUGUAUUUGAUUGUCAUUAUAAUAGGUUAAAAUAUCAGUCUUAGAGUAUUCAAAAUGUGAUUUUUCUUAUUUCAAAAAGAAGGCAUGAAUAAAAAAAGACUAAUGAUACAUGUAACAAAUAACGUGGAUCACGCAAAAUAUGCUGAGCUAAAGAAGCCAGUCAUAAAAAUAGUGUAAACAAUUCCAUUUAUAUUAAAUUCUAGUACAGGCAAAACUAAUCUGUGAUGAUAGAAAGCAGAUGAGUGAUUGCUUGGGAUAUGGGUGGGAGCUUAGGAGUGGGGGUGGGGGGAAAAUGUCACAAGCUGAAGUAACAGCACUUAGGGCCCUGAAACAAUUGUGAACUCUCUGAAGAGCAGAGAAGACCAUGUGACUGAAGCUUAUUAAACUGGAAUGGAGAGUAGAAGUCAGAGAUGCCAACAGAGGCUGGGUUAGUAUAAGCCAUGGUCAUACUUGGAUUUAAUUGAAGUUAUUGUGGUAAGUUGCUGGAAGUUGGAGAAUGAAUUGUCAAACAUUGAAGCAAGAAGUUUGGAGAAAAGGCUGUCGCAGGUGGUUCAGGCAUUUGAUGAUGGUGUUCUGGGCAGGGAUAGGAAUGGUCAAGAUUUAAAGAAAUGAUUGAGGGUCGCUGGGUGGCUCAGUUGGUUAAGUGCCUGACUCUUGAUUUUGGCUCAGGUCAUGAUCUCAUGGUUCUUGAGUUUGAGCUCUGUGUCAGGCUCCAUGCUGACAGCGCGGAACUUACUUGGGAUUCUCUCUGCCCCUCCCCUGCUUGAGCUCUUUCUGUCUCAAAAUAAACAAAACUUAAAAAAAAAAAAUGAAGUCAGGAGAUACCUGUGUAGGUAGUGCCAAAAAGAAUUGUUGUGGGAGUGAGGAGAAAGGGAAGGUUUUAACGAUGACUCCUAGGUUUUUGGCUCCUUGAGGGGAUGGUAGUCCAAUUUUUUGAGACAGGAAAGUGGAGAGAAGAAUGAGUUUGGGAGUGGACAUUGUUUUAUUUAGAUCUCUGUGUUCAUUAGGAAAAUAUCUUUUUUCUCACUUUUUACUUUUAUUUUACACUUUGUUGAAUUGACUAUAGUAGGUGGUAGUACAUUUUUUUUUUGUAUGCUUGUCUAGAGUUGACCCUGUCUUCCCUUUGUGCUAGGAUGUCUGAAUUGAUUGAAAAAGAAACUGAAGAAUAUCGUAAGGGGGAUCCAGACCCAUUUGAUGACCGACAUCCUGCUGGUGAAUGCAUAUGUGAUGACAAGCCGAGAGCCCCCUUUGAACACUGCAGCUUGCAGACUUCUAUUGGACAUCAUGCCAGGGCUGGAAACUGCUGUUGUCUUUCAAGAAAAGGAGGGAAUUGUUGAGAAUCUUUUCAAAUGGGCCCGAGAGGCUGAUCAGCCAUUGAGGACGUAUUCUACUGGACUGUUAGGAGGUGCUAUGGAGAAUCAAGACAUUGCUGCCAACUAUAGAGAUGAGAAUUCACAGCUGGUGGCAAUAGUACUUCGAAGACUGAGGGAGCUACAACUUCAGGAAGUGGCUUUGAGGCAGGAAAACAAGCGUCCCAGCCCGCGAAAGCUCUCCUCUGAACCCCUUUUGCCUCUGGAUGAAGAAGCUGUGGAUAUGGACUAUGGCGACAUGGCUGUAGAUGUAGUGGAUGGUGAACAAGAGGAAGCCUCUGGGGACAUGGAGAUUUCCUUUCAUCUUGAUUCAGGCCACAAGACCAGUAGUAGAGUGAACUCAGCAGCCAAACCUGACGAGGGAGGAUUGAGGAAAAACAAGUCAGCAAAACAGGGUGACAGAGAGAGUUUUAGGAAAGCCAAGCAGAAGUUGGGUUUCUCAGCAUCUGAUCCAGAUCGUAUGUUUGUUGAGCUAUCUAAUAGCAGCUGGUCAGAAAUGUCCCCUUGGGUGAUUGGCACCAAUUAUACUCUUUAUCCUAUGACUCCUGCUAUUGAGCAGCGACUCAUUCUCCAGUAUUUGACCCCCCUAGGAGAAUAUCAGGAGUUACUUCCCAUAUUCAUGCAACUUGGAUCACGGGAAUUAAUGAUGUUCUAUAUUGACCUGAAACAGACUAAUGAUGUCCUGCUUACAUUUGAGGCGCUCAAGCACCUUGCAUCUCUCCUGCUCCAUAACAAGUUUGCCACAGAGUUUGUUGCGCAUGGUGGAGUACAGAAAUUACUGGAAAUUCCUCGUCCUUCUAUGGCUGCAACUGGUGUAUCCAUGUGCUUGUAUUACCUGUCCUACAACCAGGAUGCCAUGGAAAGAGUUUGUAUGCAUCCCCACAAUGUUCUGUCUGAUGUGGUGAACUAUACUCUGUGGUUAAUGGAAUGUUCUCAUGCCUCAGGAUGCUGCCAUGCUACCAUGUUUUUCUCAAUUUGCUUCUCCUUCCGGGCUGUGUUGGAGCUCUUUGACCGCUAUGAUGGUCUUCGUCGUCUGGUGAAUUUGAUCAGUACUUUGGAGAUUCUAAAUUUGGAAGAUCAGGGUGCACUUCUGAGUGAUGAUGAAAUAUUUGCUAGCCGCCAAACUGGGAAACAUACCUGCAUGGCCUUGCGCAAGUACUUUGAGGCUCACCUGGCCAUUAAAUUGGAACAAGUAAAACAGUCACUUCAGAGGACUGAGGGUGGCAUUCUUGUCCAUCCUCAACCCCCAUACAAGGCGUGUUCAUAUACUCAUGAACAGAUUGUGGAAAUGAUGGAGUUUUUGAUAGAGUAUGGUCCAGCGCAGCUAUAUUGGGAACCAGCUGAAGUCUUCCUCAAACUUUCUUGUGUUCAACUCUUGUUGCAGCUUAUUUCUAUUGCCUGCAAUUGGAAGACCUAUUAUGCAAGGAAUGAUACUGUGCGCUUUGCUUUGGAUGUUCUGGCUAUUCUCACUGUUGUGCCAAAAAUCCAGCUGCAGUUGGCAGAAUCAGUGGAUGUGCUAGAUGAGGCUGGCUCCACCGUCUCCACUGUAGGUAUCAGCAUUAUUUUGGGAGUGGCUGAGGGUGAGUUCUUUAUCCAUGAUGCUGAAAUUCAGAAGUCAGCACUUCAGAUUAUCAUCAAUUGUGUUUGUGGCCCGGAUAACCGAAUUUCCAGUAUUGGCAAGUUUAUCUCUGGAACUCCUCGGAGAAAGCUGCCUCAGACUCCAAAAAGUAGCGAGCACACCCUGGCCAAGAUGUGGAAUGUGGUUCAGUCCAACAAUGGCAUCAAGGUGCUCCUGUCCUUAUUAUCCAUCAAGAUGCCCAUCACUGAUGCAGACCAGAUAAGGGCUCUGGCCUGCAAGGCCCUAGUGGGCCUUUCUCGCAGUAGCACUGUCCGGCAGAUCAUCAGCAAACUGCCCCUUUUCAGCAGCUGCCAGAUCCAGCAGUUGAUGAAGGAGCCUGUGCUGCAGGACAAGCGCAGUGAUCAUGUCAAGUUCUGCAAGUAUGCCGCUGAGCUCAUUGAACGAGUGUCAGGAAAGCCUCUUCUCAUUGGCACUGAUGUGUCUCUGGCACGACUGCAAAAAGCAGAUGUUGUUGCCCAGUCAAGGAUUUCCUUCCCUGAGAAAGAGCUGCUUCUGUUGAUACGUAACCAUCUCAUUUCUAAAGGGCUUGGGGAGACAGCAACCGUGCUGACGAAAGAGGCUGACUUGCCCAUGACUGCCGCUUCUCAUUCUUCUGCCUUCACCCCAGUCACUGCUGCUGCUUCUCCUGUCUCUCUUCCCCGAACACCUCGCAUCGCCAACGGCAUUGCAACUCGACUGGGCAGCCAUGCUUCUGUGGGUGCCACUGCCCCUCCUGCCCCCACUGCCCAUCCUCAGCCACGGCCCCCGCAAGGUUCACUAGCCUUGCCUGGCCCAUCUUACGCAGGCAAUUCCCCCUUGAUUGGUAGGAUCAGUUUUAUCAGAGAGAGGCCAUCACCCUGCAAUGGCAGGAAAAUCAGAGUGUUGCGGCAGAAGUCGGACCAUGGCGCCUAUAGCCAAAGCCCAGCCAUAAAAAAGCAGUUGGACAGACAUCUUCCUUCCCCACCUACGCUGGACAGUAUCAUCACAGAAUAUCUUAGAGAGCAGCAUGCUCGCUGCAAGAACCCAGUUGCCACCUGCCCACCUUUUUCCCUCUUUACUCCUCAUCAGUGUCCUGAGCCAAAACAGAGGCGGCAAGCGCCAAUAAACUUUACCUCAAGGCUAAACCGCAGGGCAUCAUUUCCAAAGUAUGGAGGGGUGGAUGGCGGAUGCUUUGAUAGGCACCUUAUCUUUAGCAGGUUCCGUCCUAUUUCAGUGUUCAGGGAAGCCAAUGAGGAUGAGAGUGGUUUCACUUGCUGUGCAUUCUCAGCACGGGAGCGGUUCCUGAUGCUUGGCACCUGCACUGGGCAGUUGAAGCUCUAUAAUGUGUUUAGUGGACAAGAGGAAGCCAGCUAUAACUGUCACAAUUCGGCUAUCACACAUCUUGAACCUUCCAGGGAUGGGUCCUUGCUGCUGACAUCUGCUACUUGGAGCCAGCCUCUGUCUGCACUUUGGGGAAUGAAAUCAGUAUUUGAUAUGAAGCAUUCCUUCACAGAAGAUCACUAUGUUGAGUUCAGUAAGCACUCUCAGGAUCGAGUCAUAGGUACAAAAGGAGACAUUGCCCACAUUUAUGAUAUUCAGACUGGCAACAAGCUGUUGACUCUGUUUAACCCAGAUCUUGCCAACAACUACAAGAGGAACUGUGCCACCUUUAAUCCUACAGAUGAUCUUGUCUUAAAUGAUGGCGUCCUCUGGGAUGUCCGCUCUGCACAAGCCAUCCACAAGUUUGACAAGUUCAACAUGAACAUCAGUGGCGUUUUCCAUCCAAAUGGGCUGGAGGUCAUCAUUAAUACUGAGAUUUGGGAUCUUCGCACUUUCCAUCUUUUACACACAGUUCCUGCUCUGGAUCAGUGUCGUGUUGUGUUCAACCACACGGGGACAGUGAUGUAUGGAGCUAUGUUGCAGGCAGAUGAUGAGGAUGACUUAAUGGAAGAGAGGAUGAAAAGCCCUUUUGGAUCAUCCUUCCGAACAUUUAAUGCAACUGACUACAAACCUAUAGCAACCAUUGAUGUGAAACGGAACAUCUUUGACCUGUGUACAGACACCAAAGACUGCUAUCUUGCUGUCAUUGAGAACCAAGGCAGCAUGGAUGCUCUGAACAUGGACACAGUAUGCAGGCUAUAUGAAGUGGGCAGGCAACGUUUGGCAGAGGAUGAGGAUGAAGAGGAGGACCAGGAAGAGGAAGAACAGGAGGAAGAAGAUGACGAUGAAGAUGAUGACGACACUGAUGAUCUAGAUGAGCUUGACACUGACCAGUUGCUGGAGGCGGAGUUGGAGGAGGAUGACAACAACGAGAACGCAGGGGAGGAUGGGGACAAUGACUUUUCUCCCUCUGACGAGGAGCUAGCGAACCUUCUAGAGGAGGGAGAGGAUGGGGAGGACGAGGACUCUGAUGCGGACGAGGAAGUGGAACUGAUCCUGGGGGACACGGACAGCUCUGACAACUCUGAUUUGGAAGAUGACAUCAUCUUAUCUCUGAAUGAAUGAGGGACCAUCAUCAUAUGGAAGACAUUCUUGACAGGCGAGAAACUGAGUCAGAUGAAUUCAGAACACCUUCCCUUCCCCAUCUCCCAGGGCUGUCUUUUAAGGAACUGCAUGCCCUGCAUUCAGAGGAAUAUGGCUUAGAGAGCCUCACUGGAAUCUGAGGGUCCUUCUAAAACAAUAACAACCACAAAAAGACAACAGGGUUUAGGCCCUAUUCUGCUUCCCCCCUUCUCCUAGGAUGGACAGCUCUUUCCUCAAGGGGGGGGAAAAACAUGUCUCUGGGGUUAUUUCACAAUAUAUUUUCUUUGUAUAACGUUCUUUACUUAAAGAACAAGAAAUAGUUUUUUAUAAAACUUAAAAAGAAAAAAAAAACAGGCAUUUAUAACUGAGGGUAUGAACUUAUAUCCACCAGGUCUCUUGUCCCUGCACUUCAUUUUCUAUGGAAGAAAAUGAUGUCUAAAGAACAAUACAGAGGCAUUUUUACAUACGUAUUUAAAUGAAAAGGAAAAUCGUGGUUUCUUAAAUUGAUAAGGAUUAAGAGUAUUUUAUUAUAAAUAUAAUAUAUGAUUUUUUAACCUGUUUUGUUGCCUCAUAUGCUGUCAGGUUAAUUUGCUUUCCUUCGUGCCCGAGGUGGGGAGGAAGGCACUGCUUGUUUGCUGAGUAAAUUCCCAGGUUCACCCACCUUCAUGGUUUGGGGGCAGCAAGGUCGUUGUGGAUAUUGGUUUUGUGGAGUUGAGGGAACUUAGGAUAUAAGUUCACUCCCUCUAUUUUUCUUUGUGAUUGUUUUUCAAAAAUUUUUUUCUUCCCUUUCUCCCCAAUGUGGAAAUUACAAAUCAAAGGCCUUUUUUCUUUAAUGUAAAGUGUAUUUAUUUAAAAAAAAAUACAAAAUAAACUACAAGUCUGUCUUUGUUU